GGCCUGUCAGUGGAAGGAAGCGCUGUAUGUGUGUGUGUGUGCGUGCGUGUGUGUGAGUGUGUGUAUGCGGUGAGGUCAUGGUGUUUUCAGCCGAACAACAAAAUACACGUUAUUAAUCUCUGAACGCUUCACCCGCACGUUUCUAAAGGGUCUGGACACAGAGGUGGAAAUUCAGAUCACAGUAGGUCCAUAGUUAUCUGCACUGGAUGAAUGCUAAGACAUCAAUUUGCCUGGACUUCACCAUGAAUAAAAACAAAAGGGAGAAAGAGUUCUACAGUAUAGAUGUGGGGGAUUCAACGUUUACUGUUUUGAAGCGCUAUCAGAAUCUAAGACCGGUGGGCUCAGGAGCACAGGGAAUAGUCUGUUCAGCAUAUGACCACCACCUUGAAAGAAAUGUGGCUAUUAAGAAACUUAGCCGGCCUUUUCAGAAUCAGACACAUGCCAAGCGAGCAUACAGAGAGCUGGUGCUGAUGAAGUGUGUCAACCAUAAAAAUAUUAUUGGCCUCUUAAAUGUUUUCACACCACAAAAAACGUUAGACGAAUUCCAAGAUGUUUACCUAGUAAUGGAGCUGAUGGAUGCCAACCUCUGCCAAGUCAUUCAGAUGGAGCUGGACCAUGAGCGGUUGUCCUAUCUGCUGUACCAGAUGCUGUGUGGAAUUAAACACCUCCACGCUGCAGGGAUCAUCCACAGGGACCUGAAACCCAGUAACAUUGUAGUCAAGUCGGACUGUACCCUAAAGAUCCUGGACUUUGGCUUGGCCAGGACGGCAGCGACCGGUUUACUGAUGACACCAUAUGUGGUGACACGCUACUACAGAGCCCCUGAAGUCAUCCUGGGAAUGGGAUAUCAAGCCAAUGUGGACAUUUGGUCUGUGGGCUGUAUUUUGGCAGAAAUGGUUCGCCACAAAAUCCUUUUCCCUGGAAGGGACUAUAUUGAUCAGUGGAAUAAAGUCAUCGAACAGCUGGGAACCCCGUCCCAAGAGUUCCUGAUGAAACUCAACCAGUCUGUAAGGACUUAUGUGGAGAACCGGCCCCGCUAUGCUGGAUACAGCUUUGACAAGCUCUUCCCUGAUGUUCUCUUCCCUGCUGAUUCUGAACACAGCAAACUGAAAGCGAGCCAAGCUCGAGACCUGCUUUCCAAAAUGCUGGUAAUAGAUGCUUCCAAACGCAUCUCUGUAGAGGAAGCUCUACAGCACCCUUACAUUAAUGUGUGGUAUGACCCAGCUGAGGUAGAGGCGCCUCCUCCAGUGAUCACAGACAAGCAGCUGGAUGAGAGGGAACAUACAGUGGAGGAGUGGAAAGAACUGAUUUAUAAGGAAGUGCUGGACUGGGAGGAAAGGAUGAAGAAUGGUGUGAUACGAGGCCAGCCACCUCCUCUAGGUGCAGCAGUAGUGAAUGGAUCCCCCCAGCCCUCAUCCUCCUCCUCCAUCAACGAUGUGUCCUCAAUGUCUACAGAGCCCACCAUGGCCUCGGACACAGACAGCAGCCUAGAGGCCUCCGCUGGACCACUGAGCUGCUGCAGAUGACUAUCGCCCUCCCCUGGAGCCUCUUUGUGUGUGGCAUGGUAUCAGAUUUAGGCCAAUCAGAUUGCUUUUUUAAUGCCAGGUGUGAUAUUCUUUGCUUCCCCUCAAAAUGCCGCAAAUAAGAUUUUUUUUUUAAUCGAUUUUUUCGAUGAGAAGCUCCACCAACCCCUGGCUACUAAAUGUGAGUAUUUUUGGUAUGCUCACUCGGUUCUUCUUUUAUAAGCUCAGAUAAAGCAUUUUGCCGUAAUGUUGUAGAAGGAUGACUUGUAAAGACUAAAUUGUGAAUAUAUUUUUUUCAAUUUUUUGAGUCUGUGUUUUUAGUUUUUGUUUCUUUUUGUUUUUGAGUGAAUGUACCUAGAAACAAGCUUCAGAUACUGAUGUAAAAUAUAUAAAAUAGUGUAUAAAUUGAUAUCAAUGUAGUAUAACUAUUUAAUUGUUUUUCCUGCAAAACCCUGUCCCAGAUGGCUUCUUCUGGUUGGUGUUUUCCAUGAUUCUUGCCCAAAACACUUUUAUUUUUGAUGUGUACAGUUUUGUUACAGCAAAUAAUCAUGCACAACAUCAUAAAUGUUUAUAUAUAUAUACUGGUAAUUUUAUUAGGCAGCAUAUGUUUAUUUGGUUUAUACUGCUGUUAAAUAUUUUGGGUGAUUGACUGUGACAAAAAUAUCUCUCACAUAUUGUACAUUCUAGCGUCACAUCCAUUAGGUUCCUAAUGUAUUUCAGCUUUAUUUUAAAGUCUUUAGUUUUAGAAGAGUUACAUACUUUUGCAACACUAGUUAAUUUCACCAUAGUCCAUUUAUGUGUCAGAUUCAGCACACUUUGUAUGGUAUGAAAAGUAGUUCAGUGAAACUUUGAGUAAUCAAAUCCUGAACGGCGAGUGGCCUCUUUUCGAAUCAAGAACAAAUGCAUUCGCGUUUUUUGUAUGAGAAGUGCUAAUUGUUUCUACACUGGUUCACAACAGCUAAUUGUUUAUUUUUGUGAAAUGAAACAAAAUUGAUAAGAAUUUAUUUCCAUAUCUUUUAAAGGUGUUUUUAUUUAUAUUUUUAUCAGGUAAGAAAGUUUGUAAUGGCAGGUACUGUAAAUAAAUGUGAGGUAUUAAGUCCAUAGGUCUGAUUUACAGUACAUUAAUUGGUGAAUGUUUGGGCUAGAAUUUUUUUUCCCCCCAAAGAUGGUGUUUUUUUUUUUUCUCAGAGCAGUGUUUUUAAGUGUGGGAUUGUAAGUUGGAUGUUGAAGUAAGGAUGAUUGGUUAUGAAUGUCACCUAAGGUUUGCCCUGUUUUUGGCAAAAUAGUGAGAAAAUCCCUCAAGCAGAUUUUAAUUUUGUUGUUUCUGAUUUGAAGUGCUCUUAACAUUGACAGUAAUUAUGAUUCUAAUUGACCCUUUGGGAAUUCUUAGCUGCUGUCAUUGCAACUAGAUUCAAUUUGAGUAUGCUAAAAAGCUGUUACCCUUGUUAUACAUUACACAGUGAAGAGAACAGAACAGCUUCGAUAGAAUUCAAACUACCUCACGCUUAACUCCUUGUUUGAUGCACAUUAUAGUCCACAGUUUAGGAGCAGCAUCCCAGUGAUAGUUGUUGGUUUGUUAUUUAUUUGAAAAAGCGUUGUUGUUGUUACAAUGAUGCUUGUGUUUUAGUUUCAUGUGUAUAUGCUGACAUGAAUGAAUUGUAAGAAUGUGUGUAUGGUAUGUCUGUAUGUUUUGUGUGUACGUACUUCAGUUUUAAUUGGCCAGGUGGUUACUUUUUGUUUGUUUGUAUGCAAUAUUGUUUUAAAGCUACUGCCUGGAAUUAAUGCGAUUCUUGUCAUUUCAGUCUGAGAUUGUUAAAGCUUAAAGGAGCUGUGUAAGACAAAACAUACACCAGGCCUUUUGCUUACUUUCCUGAUAAUCCAGUCUAAACCUCAAGCAAGCUGAUGGCUCAGCCCACUUCAUCUCACUUUCCUAUUUAUUUGUAUGCUUGUGAUGUUCAAAAUGGAAACACAACCACAUUGUCUCACAUUCUGACAAUUCUGGCAUGAGAGUCAGACUGAAUAGGAGCACCUGUGACUAACACUGACUAAUGAUGUUCAUAUGAUGACUAAAGCUCCUGAAGUCAUCAUUAAACAUAAUAAAACAUACAAAUCUUACAUGUAGCUCCUUUAGCUGACCAUGUAACAGUCCAUCAGCAGUGGCACCAGCCCUGAAAAUAUUCUUAGAAACGUGCUACACGAAUAGCGAAGAUCAUGUGAAGAUGCUGGCUUUAUAAUGCUCCACUGAUGCAGUUGUAUGUGAAGGUCAGCACAGAGCACCAUACCAUCACAGUGCUGCAAUUCAACAGUGUUGUAACCACUGAAAAUAAAAAAGGUCAAAUUUG
This is a messenger RNA of Colossoma macropomum (tambaqui), 3865 nucleotides long. RefSeq names its product mitogen-activated protein kinase 8a (gene mapk8a). Gene Ontology annotation, biological process: JNK cascade; protein phosphorylation. NCBI's taxonomy places the organism in Eukaryota, Metazoa, Chordata, Actinopteri, Characiformes, Serrasalmidae. The record is from RefSeq and is a predicted model, not a curated record. The coding region runs from base 207 to 1526 and encodes 439 amino acids. Gene Ontology annotation, molecular function: JUN kinase activity; ATP binding. The transcript has 12 exons. Gene Ontology annotation, cellular component: cytoplasm; nucleus.